GAGUUUUGUCUGGGAUGUGUGCAUAACGUUCGAAAGGGGACUUGUGUGGUGUGUCGGUGCACUUCGAUGGCAGGGGGCGAGGAAUCGUCGCUCCCCGUUGGCCUCGCUGGGAGCCGUAGUCUGGAGAAAGCCUUUGAAGAUGCCAUUGCCGGAGGAGUUUUGAACCUAGUUAACAGGAAGCUGAAGGAGUUCCCCCGAUGCUCUAGGAACUACGACUUAUCGGACAUCACCCAGGCCGAUCUGUCCAGGAAUAGACUUGCUGAAGUUCCAGAAGACAUUUGCCAGUUUAUUUCCCUUGAAUCUUUGAGUCUCUAUCAUAACUGUGUGCGGAAUAUCCCACAAUCCGUUGUAAAUUUGCAAGCACUUACAUACUUGAAUAUAAGUCGAAACCAGCUGACCCUGCUGCCUCCUUGCUUGUGUUUGCUGCCUUUGAAGGUGCUCAUUGCCAGUAAUAAUAAACUAAUCACAUUGCCAGAGAGCAUCGGCUCCCUCAGUAACCUGCGGCAGUUGGAUGUCAGCUGUAAUGAACUGCAAAGUUUACCGACACAGAUUGGAAGUCUAGAAUCUCUAAGGGAUCUGAACAUCCGAAGAAAUCAGAUUACAGCCCUGCCAGAAGAACUUUCAGAGCUGCCACUAGUUCGAUUGGACUUUUCUUGUAAUCGAGUGUCACGGAUUCCUGUGUGCUACAGACAUCUCAGACAUCUACAGUGUAUCAUCCUAGAUAAUAACCCACUACAGUCCCCCCCAGCACAGAUUUGCACAAGAGGAAAAUUCCACAUUUUCAAGUACCUGAUGCUAGAAGCAUGUAAUAAAACGGUUCAAGGUCUGGUAGAACUGGAAAGGGUGAAUCGUCCAACCUGUCUACCAGAUGAAAUCUUUCCUGGUCAUCAUUAUGGGGGACUGGAUUCUGGAUUUAAUAGUGUGGACAGUGGGAGCAAGAGGUGGUCUGGAAAUGAGUCCGCAGAUGAGUUCUCAGACCUGUCCCUCCGGAUAGCUGAGUUGUCCAAGGAACAGAAGCAGCUAAAAGAGAGCCACAGUGGGAAUGCAAUUGAUGAUGUGGGGCAGAUUGAUUUUAUUGACAGCAGUGUCAACGGCGAUGAGGAAGAUGACAUUAAAUCUGAUGCCAGCUCUCAAACAGUAAUAAUGGAGAAUAGUGUAAAGCAUGAAAGAACAUCUUCACAAACACUGGAAACAGAAAGCCAUCAAAAAUUCAGGACGUUAUCAGAUCCGUGCCCAGCCAAGGAAGACGUACCAGUAGUAAUUGAGGAGAGACGGCGGCCUGAGACGCUUCAAAUCUGGCAGGAAAGAGAACGUCAGCAGGCGUUACUAAAUCAAACACAAGAGAAGAGAGAAUGUGUUCUGAAGCCAUUUAACAGAAAUAGCUCAGGCGCUUUCCAGAUGCAGAGUUCAAGUGGCAUUAGUGGUGCUUCUGAAAGCAGCUUUGUUUCACAUCUUCGGCACAGAGGACAGAUUACGGAACCAGUCAGUAUUCCAGCAAGUAGCAUUCCAUCUACACAAACCAUGCCUCGAAUUGACCCAGCGCCAUCCUGUAGUUCCACUGUGUUCAUACCAUCGGCCAAAGAUUUAGCAUCUGUUCCAAAGCCUAACAGUUUUCUCUUCAGGUCUACAUCCAAAAAUAAUGUGAAACGUGCAUCAGUUUCCAGCCCUGUACAUGACCUUUUGGAAGCUAUUCCUUAUGAGUACAGGAGCUCACCAAGGAUACAGAACAGGGAUCAGCAGGAAUCCAAGGAAGCAAUAGCACAGCUGCGCAAGACUGUUGAGUCUCGGUUAAAUAUCACAUUAGCAGAAGACCUUGGAGAAGCUCUUUCAAAUGGCACAGUCCUUUGUCAGUUGGUGAACCAUAUGCGACCGCGAUCUAUUGCAUUUAUUCAUGUUCCCUCCCCAGCAGUGCCAAAACUGAGCUUACCGAAAUGCCGAAGGAAUGUAGAAAACUUCAUUGAAGCAUGUAGGAAAAUUGGAGUACCAGAGAUGCACCUUUGCUUGCCUGCUGACAUCCUUCAAGCAUCCAACAUUUGCAGCAUUCAAAGAACUGUUGAUGCCUUACUGCAGGGUGGCGAGAGUACAGCUCAGCCGUUCACGGCUUCCUUCCUCAGUCACCUGACUGGCUUUUCUGUGUUUUAUGUCACCCUUAUGCUGCUUCUGUAUGUUGCCUACUGUAAGCUGUCUGUGUUCUAGCAAACCAAGAAACAUUGUCACAGUGUGUAAUACAGCUUAGUGUCAUCGCAAUCUCUCUUCCAAAGCACAGCAAUAAGUCAGCACAAGUAAGACUGGAAGGCUGCUCUGAACUCUACAUUGAACUGUUUACUUUGCAGAAAAGCUGAGUGCCUGUUUGCAGUAUGGAGUACAGUGUAAAGCAAAUCGGGACCAAAAUUAAAAUUCUGAAACAUAGUAGCACAGAACUAGUGUACUGUAGUACAGAACUAGUUUUCCAUCUUGCAGGCCGUAUGGCCAAGUAAGAGGGACUUGUGCAGUAGUCAGGAUUAAUUCAAGGUACUCAGGAAAAGCAUAUGAUAUGUUCAUCUGUUCUUUUUAUUUUUUUAUGUGGUUCUUGGAAAUGUAACUUAAUGAGAUAGUCAUCCACAGUCUGAAGACACAGCCGGACUUGCUUAAGCACAGUAGGCAUCUUUAGUACUAGAAGUUAAACUGAAGACAUUUACUUGGUCCUUUGCGGUGCUGAUACUUUAGAUCUGUUACCAUUGCUUUCAGAAGUCACGGAAGACUCUCUGAUUUUUGUGUGUGUGUGGUAGUGCUUCCUUGAAUCACAGGGUGGCACUGUUGUACCAUCUCAGUAGUCAAGUUAAUAUGUUUUUUUUUUUUCUCUCGUAGUCUUCACAUCACUUAAAAAUCUGAUCUGAACAUUCUCUGAUACAUAAAAGCAGUGAGACGUGCAGUGAUCUUGAACUGAAUUGUGGUCACUGAUUAGUUCAUAUCAUAGGUUAUACUUUGCAGCCCGAGGUACAUUGUUUACAUUUACAUAUUCAUAAUUUAUAUAUUCUAAAGUUUAUUUGUAAUCGGCAACCUGAAGCAUAGAGAUCAGAAGAGCUUUCGGGCCAGUAUGGGGUCUCAGAUUGUGGGAUGAUUCUAGUAUUGCCCUUGUACUGUAGUACAGCUGGAAGGUGUGAACCAUGCUAAUGCUAAAGCUAAAAAGGAAAACAGUGUCACUUCAUUUAUAAAGUGUGAUGUGACUGUAUUUAAUGCUCUCUUGCAAGAAAGUACUACUAGAUGAAGAGAUUUUUAUAGUUGUCCUGGGAGGCAAAUGACCCGGAAGAAGGCAGCACAGAUUUUAUAAAGAAAAUACAGAACAGAUUAUUACUCAUCGACCACACAGUCUGCAGUUGUGGUG
Molecule: messenger RNA, 3364 nt
Organism: Protopterus annectens (West African lungfish)
Lineage: Eukaryota; Metazoa; Chordata; Ceratodontiformes; Protopteridae
Gene: LRCH4
Product: leucine rich repeats and calponin homology domain containing 4
Exons: 19
Coding region: 67-2196 (709 amino acids)
Molecular function (GO): protein binding
Source: RefSeq, a predicted model, not a curated record